ACAACAUCGCCGCGAGUAAUCGAGAGCGUGGACGCCGCGCGGACGACAACGCGUCCGACUGUCCCGCGAUCAUGGUCAGUACAACAGACUUUGCAUGCGUGUCCAUCGACGGCAAGACGGCGUUGGUCUACGCGUCGGUGACGAAGGAAGGCAAGGACGACGUGCAAUGCAUGGUCGAGUCCAAAAACUCGACCGACUGCUUCUUCCCGCAAGACAUGGCUGCCUGCGACGCAUACAGGAAACAGCAACCGACACUGGCGAUCCGCUGCAUAACGAGCACUCCCUUUUGCGCCAAGGUCCCGGCUGCUCUCAAGAACACUCCUGUCCCCACCCCAACCCCGAGCGAUGCCACGUGUAGUCGCAACGGGACCAAGUGGGCAUGCCUCACCGACCCUGACUCGAAAGUCGUCGUGCUUGUCGGUGUCGUGAACGGAACGUUCAACUGCAUCUCGGACCCGGCUCGAGUCAUCUGCAACAUCUACACGUCGUACGAAACGUGCUCGACACUAUGCCCGUCCAUCGUCGCGGGGGAUUCCGUUGGCACCAAGGCAUGCGAAAGCAGCUCCACCGGCAUCGUGUCAUGCAUCCCCGCCGCCCCAUCCACAACGUCCGCACGAUCGUCUGGAUCAUCGGCGUCGAACGCACCAUCAACAACCACGUCAUCGGAAGAGUCUGUGUCGCCCGUGACGGUGACGCUCCUCGUUGUCGUCGUGGGUCUCUUAAUCUGUAGCAUGUUUUUGCUCUGCCGGAAGCGGCGGCCGUCGACGCGAUUUUCAACCGAAUCAAACACGAGCGUAGUGUGGCUCGAUUUGAAAUCCACAGACGGCUCCAACACUGGCACGUCGGUCGGGACCGACUUUGUCGGGACCAAGCUCGACAUGGGCGACUUGAAUCUGUGGCGCCUCGACGAAACCAAGCUUGUCCAUAUGGAGGUGCUUGCGACGGGCGCGCACGGGGUCGUGAGUCUGGCCAAGUACAAGAAUCAACGGGUCGCCGUCAAGAAACAGCUCGUCGCGGAACGGACGGCCGAGAACGUUCAGUUGUUUAUCGACGAAGUCAAGCUCAUGGCGAGGUUGGACUCGCCGUUUAUUGUGCAGUUCAUCGGGGUCAGCUGGCUCCGACCGCGCGAGAUCGAACUCGUCGUCGAGUACAUGGACUUUGGCGACUUGCGCCAACACCUCGAAACCACAACGAUCGAGUCGUUCGACUGGAACGACAAGCUCCAAAUUGCGACCGACGUUGUCGACGGAUUGCUGUACCUGCACUCGAUGGGCAUUAUUCACCGUGACCUCAAAGCCAGAAACGUGCUCCUCAACCACAAAUUGCGAGCGAAAUUGACCGAUUUCGGCAUUGCCCGCGAAUGCACCGACGAAACCAUGACGCAGGGCGUCGGUACGUGCCGGUGGACCGCGCCAGAAGUGCUUGAGAGCGGGCACUACACCGUGGCGGCCGACGUGUACUCGUUUGGGAUGGUGCUGGUCGAACUCGACUCGCACAAAGUGCCGUACAUGCACAUGGGGGAAGUGUCGAAUUUUGUCUUGAUGGAGCGGCUGCGGGACGGGAAUGCAUCCCCCGACAUCCUCCCGACAUGCCCGCCUCCUGUUGCCGACCUCAUUCGGCGAUGCGCGGCGUGCCAUCCGUCGGAGCGGCCGUCGGCCAUCGAAAUCUCGACAAUCCUUCGGUCCGUGCGCCGCCAACGAGAAGGACGCCUGUAGUCGUGUUAUUGUAGUCAUUGUAUUGCACCCAAACGUCCAUCGCGGUCCAGCAUGCCCAGAUUCGUUCGAGAAACACGCGUGCCACCACUGUGAUGGGGAACGGACCUGUUGGCUCCGUUCCGCCAUGCAUGUGGGCACGGCUGACGCCGUGCUGCGCGGGCAGAGUAUACUUUCCACUCUAGCGUAGUACGCUGGCUCGGCACCAUCGUCCUCGUCCAGCCUCUUUGCAUGAGACAAGUCCAGCAGUGGAUGUGUUGGAUUUACAGUGCGCUUGUUGUUCUUGGCCAGUGAAUCGCGUGUUCCGGCCGAUCGCUGAUUCAUGUCGCUGUACGUGAUGCACCCACGGAGGAGGAUGGGGUCGGGCAGGUACUACUACGGCUGCCAGGCCGUGGCGUCGUC
Messenger RNA from Aphanomyces invadans, 2114 nucleotides. Its product is annotated as TKL protein kinase. Lineage: Eukaryota; Oomycota; Saprolegniomycetes; Saprolegniales; Verrucalvaceae. The transcript has 3 exons. Gene Ontology annotation, molecular function: protein kinase activity; ATP binding. Bases 72 to 1715 code for a protein of 547 amino acids. The record is from RefSeq and is a predicted model, not a curated record. Gene Ontology annotation, biological process: protein phosphorylation.